AUGGUCUUCUGUUGUUCCUCUGAGUCACUGUCUGACACUGUUGCCCUGGAGAGCCCAGGGUGGCUGGUGACAACGAGCAGGGCACAGCAAUUGCCCCGACCCUCCCUGUCGCUGCACCCCAGCCAGAGGGUGUCCCUGGGGGACAAUGUCACCCUGCGGUGCCACCUGCCCCGGCUGGCUAGCAGGAUCCAGCUCUGCCAGGAUCAGCGUCUGACUUCCUGCAUGGACAAGUAUGAGAUGCAGGAUGUAGCUGACUUCUACAUUACCACAAAGCGGGAACAUGCAGGGACGUAUCGGUGCCAGUAUCAGGUGCAGAAGCCAUUGCAGACGUCAGAGAAGAGUGACCCAAUGGAGCUGGUGGUGACAGAUCUGAGCUUCCCCCCACCCGGCAUUUCCCUGAGCCCUGGGGGACACGUGGGGACGGGGACCAACAUCACCAUCCGUUGCUGGAACAAGGAUUAUGGGGCCACUUUCCUCCUGCACAAGGACGGGUGCUCAGCUGCCUUCCAGCGCCAGCACCCCGAUGAAGGGGGUAUGGCCACCUUCACCCUCUUUCAGGUGACCCCAACUGAUAAUGGCACCUAUAGGUGCUCCUACCUCAUCAAAGGCUACUUCCCCUUACUGUCCUCACCCCUUGGGGACAACGUCACUCUGGAGGUGACACCCACAUCUGCACACCCAGGUGCUGCCGUGGAGUCCCACAGGAACCUGGUGGUGGCAGUGGCAGGGGGCUGUGCUGUCGCCUUUGUGUUCAUCCCCCUCCUCAUCAUCUUCUUCCUCCUCACUACCCGCAGAUGCCAGAGGUUGAGAGAUAAGCGCCAUGGUGCACCCCCCAGAAGGCCCGAGGAUGUGCAGCUCCAAGGUCAGUGUCUGGGUCAGGCAAUCCCAAAUCCCAAUCUGCCCUUCAGGCCCCAAACCCAGCUCGGGAACCCCAGUCCUUGCCCACUGGGAGCACAUAGGACUCUCAGCCCCAUGUGGCUUAACCCAACUUCAUGUGCAUCCCCAAAUCCAGCCGAUGGAAACAUCUAAUUUGCACCAGGGGGGCUCCCCAAGCCCCACAUUUAAGUUCCCAGACACCCUGGUGCCCACCAAGCCCUGAACAGCGCCCAGACCCCACGGGCAUCUUCAAACUGAGUAAUGGGACCUCAACACUGCCCACGGUCUCCAGUGUCUGACCCCCAGGGACCCCAAAUCUCAGCCCCAAACCCACCCUCAUGGACACUCCCCCUGCAUACUUACAACAUGGGUGUUCCCCCCAAGCAAACUGGGGACUCCCAUAGUGACACUCCCCUGUCCCUCUCUGUCCCCAGGCGCCACGCAGUGACAGCGACUGUCUGACCUAUGUUGAGCUGCAAGCGGAGCCCCCCACAACUUGGUCCCCUGCUCCUCCUGCUGACCCCCAACCCCCCAAUAUCUAUGCUGAUGUGCGCACCGGGGGACCCCACUGAUGUCCCCCAUAUGAGUGGACAUGCACGUGGAUGUAGUGUGCACAGAUGCACUUCAACCGUGCACACUGCUGGUGUGCUGUGUGUGCUUACAACCACGUGUGCAAUACAUGCAUGUACCACUGCAUGUGUUCAUGUGAAUUACAUGUGUGUACACCAUCAUGUCCUCAAUUAGUUUACACAUGUGUGCUUUGUGCUCUGUG
Messenger RNA from Gallus gallus (chicken), 1648 nucleotides. It is a transcript of the gene CHIRL2, whose product is annotated as platelet glycoprotein VI-like. NCBI's taxonomy places the organism in Eukaryota, Metazoa, Chordata, Aves, Galliformes, Phasianidae. The transcript is spliced from 6 exons. The record is from RefSeq and is a predicted model, not a curated record. The coding region runs from base 1 to 1029 and encodes 342 amino acids.